GUUCACUCCCGACUCAAGCGACGCCAUAAUCUCCAUCCCCUCCACGCACCCCAUUCCAACUGCUCCCGCUCCUCGAUCUCGCUCUCUCAUGGCGACAGCAGCCACAAGUCGGCCCAGCGGCCCGGUGCUGUCCAUACCCAGCUACCGCUCCGCCUCGCCCACCCGCGUCAAGCUUCCCGCCGGUGGCAGCGGCGCCAACCGCUCCCCGGGCAAGUCCGUCAGCGUCUCGUCCCCGUCCUCCACCACCACAAGCCGGCGGUCCUGCAUGUGCUCCUCGACGAACCACCCGGGCUCGUUCCGGUGCAGCCUCCACAAGGAGCGCAACCAGGCGGCCCCCGCCGGGAGCAGCAAGCCCGCCUCCCCGCCGUCCGUCCGCAGCGCCUGCAAUCUGGGCUCGAAGCGCAUGGACAGCGCUCAGUGUGCCCGCAGGGCCCUCGCGCCUCCCCCCUCUGCGCAGCAGUCGCAGCAGCACCGGAGGCGCGCGGGCGGGUUCCGCCCCAGGCCCAGCAGACUCUCCGCCGUCUCCACGGCCGGCGAGCGUCCCAUCAACAAGUACCAGUAAACAAAUCAACGUCGACAUGCCAUAGCAAGAUGCAAGAUACAGUUAGAUGUUUCUGAGUUUUGACCCAAUUUGAUCCCGAUCUGAUCCAUUUUGCUACCUCCUCUCUUGUGUAAUCUGUACAUAGAGUGAGCUCGUCCUGUGCUCUCCGUGGUGUAAAACGAACGCCCUUGAUGUUCGAUAUAACUACAUGAGCGGGUUAUAAAUUGAGACA
Triticum aestivum (bread wheat) is the source of this 773-nucleotide messenger RNA. Its product is annotated as trinucleotide repeat-containing gene 18 protein. The record is from RefSeq and is a predicted model, not a curated record. The coding region runs from base 89 to 562 and encodes 157 amino acids. The transcript has a single exon. Lineage: Eukaryota; Viridiplantae; Streptophyta; Magnoliopsida; Poales; Poaceae.